Messenger RNA from Odocoileus virginianus texanus, 8733 nucleotides. NCBI's taxonomy places the organism in Eukaryota, Metazoa, Chordata, Mammalia, Artiodactyla, Cervidae. The record is from RefSeq and is a predicted model, not a curated record.
AUGGCGAGGAAGCUUAGUGCAUUGGAAAUCCUUCUGAUCAUCUUCAUCAUAAUUGUACUUGCUGUAGAUAUCCUCUUGCUGAUGCUUCUGUUGGAGAACCCUCCAGGUGCUUCAUUUGUUCCAGAGUGCCCAGAAAUCCCCGAAUCAGAAAGGAUAGAGUGUGCCCCUGGCCAGGAGGUGACAGAGGAUGUCUGCAGACAGAAAUAUAAGUGCUGCUGGAAACCUGUGCCAGAUACUGCCAUCCCCUGGUGCUUCUUCCCCAGGAACUGGGGCUAUGAAAUCAGCAGUUGGGUUAAUAAUACAAGCACAGUGUAUACAGCCCAGUUGAGAAAGUUGCCAUCACCAUCUCUGUUUGGAUAUGACAUAAUCGAUGCCGUCUUCACAGCUGAACAUCAGACAUCCAAUCGUUUCCAUUUUAAGAUCAUUGAUUUCAAUAACAUGCGCUAUGAAGUCCCCCAUGAAAAUGUUAAGCUCUUUGAUGUGAAUGCUCGUGCUUCCAAUUUGAACUAUCAUCUAGAAGUCAUUCAAAAACCCUUCAGCAUCAAAAUAACGAGGACCAGCAACAAGAGAGUCUUGUUGGACACCAGCAUCGGGCCCCUCCAGUUUGCCCAGCAGUACCUGCAGCUCUCCAUGCGACUGCCCAGUGCCAACGUGUACGGGCUGGGCGAACACGUGCACCAGCAGUUCCGUCACAACAUGACCUGGAAGACCUGGCCCAUCUUUACCCGGGAUGCCACCCCCACCGAGGGCAUGAUCAAUCUCUACGGAGCUCACACAUUCUUCUUGUGCCUGGAAGACACCAGCGGCUUCUCUUUCGGGGUUUUUCUGAUGAACAGUAACGCCAUGGAAGUCACCCUUCAGCCUGCUCCUGCCGUCACUUACCGCACGAUCGGGGGUAUUCUUGACUUCUAUGUGUUCCUGGGAAAUACUCCAGAACAAGUGGUUCAGGAAUACCUGGAGCUUGUUGGACGACCAUUCUUGCCUCCCUACUGGAGUCUUGGGUUCCAGCUUAGUCGCAGGAAUUAUGGUGGCAUUGAUGGAUUGAAAAAGGUUGUUAACCGAACUCGUGAAGCUGAGAUCCCAUAUGAUGUCCAGUACUCUGACAUUGACUACAUGGAUGAAAAGAAGGAUUUCACUAUUGAUGGAGUGGCUUUCCACGGUCUCUCGGACUUUGCCAAUGAGUUACAUGAAAAUGGACUGAAAUAUGUAAUUAUUAUGAAUCCGGGCAUCUUAAAUAACUCUGACUACCAGCCUUAUGUGAAUGGAAGCAGAAAGAGAGUGUGGAUCUUGGGGGACAAAGGCUUUGCUGUUGGGCAGGCAUACCCUGGUUGGACAGUUUUUCCUGAUUUUACUAAGUCAGAUGGUACUGAGUGGUGGCAAGAGCAGUUCAGUGAAUUUCAUAAAACUCUGGAGUUUGAUGGAGUGUGGAUUGAAAUGGAUGAAGUAUCUAGCUUUCUACAAGGUUCUGACCAAGAGUGUGAAGUAAACAACUUCAACUUUCCUCCUUUCAAACCUCCAUUCUUUGUGAGCUCAUGGAAGUGCAAAUUAAUUUUAAUGAUCCAGCUCAGCGUAGGCCCCAGGGCCAUGGGGACUAUCUUCUCCAAUAAGAGACACUUCAUCUUAUCACGUUCUACUUUUGCGGGAUCUGGCAAAUUUGCUGCUCAUUGGUUGGGGGACAAUGCAGCCAGAUGGGACGAUUUCCGAUGGUCCAUCCCUGGUAUCCUGGAGUUCAACCUAUUCGGCAUCCCCAUGGUAGGUGCCAACAUCUGUGGUUAUACAGGGAAUGUCACAGAGGAGCUCUGCAGACGGUGGAUGCAGCUGGGAGCAUUUUAUCCACUGUCGAGGAAUCACAAUGGGCCUGGGUUCAGGGACCAGGAUCCUGCUGCCUUCAGUGAAAACAAUGCUAUGCUGUUGGAAUCCUCCAGAUACUAUCUGAACAUCCGCUACACCCUGCUGCCCUAUCUCUACACCCUUUUCUACCGAGCUCAUACCCUGGGGGAGACCGUAGCAAGGCCCCUCGUCCACGAGUUCUACCAGGACCCAGCUACCUGGGAGGUGCAUGAGCAGUUCCUCUGGGGACCUGGACUCCUCAUCACUCCUGUUUUAUAUGAAGGUCUGAACUAUGCAAGAGCAUACAUACCUGACGCCAUCUGGUACGACUAUGAAACGCAAGUAGCCAUAGAAUGGAGGAAACAGUUUGUGGAGAUGCUUCUGCCAGGUGAUAAGAUAGGACUUCACCUCCGAGGGGGCUACAUCUUUCCCACCCAGAAGCCAAACACGACCACAGAGGCCAGCCGGAAGAACCCUCUGGGACUCAUCAUUGCCUUGGACUAUAAGCGAGAAGCAAAGGGAGAACUGUACUGGGAUGACGGUGUCUCUAAAGAACCAGUAAACUAAAACAAGUACAUAAUAUUUGACUUCUUUUCCCCACAGAAUCGUCUCCUGGCAACGAUUAUACAUGCUAAUUAUACGGACCCCGACAAACUCACAUUUACAGAUAUCACAAUCUUGGGAAUGGACAAGAAACCUACUAAUUUUACUGUCUCCCUAAAUGAUGCUACCACCCCCAUUUCAAACGUUGUCUACACAGAAUCAACAAAGGUGGUGAACAUCACUGACCUCAAGGGACUGGUACUGGGACAAACAUUCUCCAUUCAGUGGGAUCUUCCGGUCAGUGACCUGCAGAAGUUUGACUGCUUUCCUGAGCAGCCCGCUGUCUCCGAGGAGAGUUGCAGGGAGCGGGGGUGCCUCUGGGAGCCCACGACUGUUCCUGGGGUGCCCACCUGUUUCUACGACACCAUCCCUAAUUAUACUGCCAGCAACAUUCAGUACCUGCCCACGGGCAUCACCGUAGACCUCACCCACCUGACAGCCUCGGAAGCUGCACAAGCUACGGCCGCCUCUGCCUCCGACACUCUCUCUGCAGCCAUCGGCUUUCUCCGCCUGAGUGUCAUCUACCACACAGAGAACAUGCUACAGUUCAAGAUCUAUGAUCCCACUAAUAAAAGGUACGAGGUCCCAGUGCCUCUGAACACCCCUUCGUCUCCAGUGGGCUCCCCUGAAAACCGUCUGUAUGAUGUCAACAUUCAGAACAAUCCUUUUGGGAUCCAGAUUCGAAGAAAAAGCUCCAGAACUGUGAUUUGGGACUCUCAGCUCCCCGGCUUCACCUUCAGGGACAUGUUCCUUUCCAUCUCCACACGCCUCCCCUCUGAGUACCUCUAUGGCUUUGGGGAAACUGAGCAUACAACUUUCAGAAGAAACAUCAGCUGGCACACGUGGGGGAUGUUUGCCCGAGAUGAGCCACCAGCGUACAAGAAGAACUCCUAUGGCGUCCACCCCUACUACAUGGCCCUGGAGGAGGAUGGCAAUGCCCACGGAGUGCUCCUACUGAACAGCAAUGCCAUGGAUGUGACAUUCCAGCCUACUCCUGCCCUGACAUACCGCACCACAGGAGGCAUUUUGGACUUUUAUAUGGUUUUGGGGCCAACUCCUGAGCUUGUAACUCAGCAAUACACUGAGUUGAUUGGUCGCCCAGCAAUGAUUCCCUACUGGGCCUUGGGAUUCCAGCUGAGUCGCUAUGGAUACCAGGAUGAUUAUGAAAUCUCCAGUUUGUAUGAUGCAAUGAUGGCUGCUCAGAUUCCCUACGAUGUCCAGCAUGUAGACAUCGACUACAUGGACCGGAAGCUGGACUUCACCCUCAGCCCCAGCUUUCAAAAUCUUGGUCUCCUGAUUGAGCAAAUGAAGAAAAAUGGCACCAGAUUUGUUCUUGUUCUGGACCCAGCCAUUUCUGGCAAUGAGACCCAGUAUCUCACAUUCACCAGAGGGAAGGAAAGUGAUGUGUUCAUCAAAUGGCCAGACAACAGUGAUAUUGUCUGGGGAAAGGUUUGGCCAGAUCUGCCCAAUGUGAAUGUGGAUGGGUCCCUUGAUCACGAAACUCAGGUUAAGCUGUACAAAGCCCACGUCGCUUUUCCUGACUUCUUGCGGAAUAGCACGGCUGCCUGGUGGAAGACGGAAAUAGAAGAGCUCUACAGAAACCCUCGAGAGCCAGAGAAGAGCUUGAAGUUUGAUGGAUUGUGGAUUAACAUGAAUGAACCAUCGAACUUUGUGAAUGGAUCUGUCAGGGGCUGCAACGAUGAAAUUCUUAAUAAUCCACCCUAUGUGCCAAACUUGGUGUCCCGGGGCCAGGGCCUGAGCAGCCAGACCCUGUGCAUGGAGAGCCAGCAGGUGCUGCCAGACGGCUCGGCCGUGCGCCACUACGACGUGCACAACCUUUACGGCUGGGCCCAGACCAGACCCACGUACGAAGCCGUGCAGGAGGUGACAGGACAGCGAGGGAUCGUCAUCACCCGCUCCACUUUCCCCUCUUCUGGCCGCUGGGGAGGACACUGGCUGGGCGACAACACGGCCGCGUGGGACCAGCUGAAGAAGUCGAUCAUUGGCAUGAUGGAGUUCAGUCUCUUUGGAAUCUCCUAUACAGGAGCAGACAUCUGUGGAUUCUUUGGAGAUGCUGAGUAUGAGAUGUGUGUUCGCUGGAUGCAGCUGGGGGCGUUUUAUCCAUUUUCCAGGAACCACAACACAUUUGGGACCAGGAGACAAGAUCCUGUGGCCUGGGACUCAGCCUUUGAGACGUUCUCAAGAAAAGUCCUCCAGACCAGAUACACUCUGCUUCCUUACUUCUACACUCUAAUGCAUAAAGCUCAUGCCGAGGGCAGCACUGUGGUCCGACCCCUUCUCCAUGAGUUUACAGAGGAACGCACAACAUGGGAUAUAGACCAUCAGUUCAUGCUGGGCCCUGCCAUCUUAAUUAGCCCAGUGCUGGAAAAUAACACUUUUCAGGUCCAGGCUUACUUUCCCAGAGCCCGAUGGUAUGACUACCACACGGGAUCUGGCAAUGAAUCAAUAGGUGAGUGGAAAGUCCUGGAGGCUCCCCUUGACCAUAUCAACCUUCAUAUCAGAGGAGGCUACAUCCUGCCUUGGCAAGAACCUGCGAUGAACACUCACUCCAGCCGACAGAAAUAUCUGGGACUGAUUGUUGCUUUGGAUGACAGUGGUGGAGCUGAAGGUCAGCUGUUCUGGGAUGAUGGACAAAGCAUUGAUACCUUUGAAAAUGGAAACUAUUUCUUGGUAAACUUUACAGCAGCUCAGAGUGUACUGCAAAUCCAAAUGAUACAUAAUAAUUAUUUGAGUGACUCAAAUUCACUGAAAGUUGGAUAUAUUAGAAUCUGGGGCAUAAGCUCUACUGAUAUAACACAAGUGACUGUCUCCUAUGACAAUCAACAAUUCAUGGUGAUGAAUUUCAAGAGUGACCCUUACAAUCAGACACUAAAUAUUCAAUUGACUGACAAGAAUAUCAGCCUGGAAAAGUUAACUGAGGUUACUUGGAUUCAGGGUGGUCCUAUAGUUUCUACUACAACUAUGACAAGUACCUUCCCAAUGAGUUCUUUAUAUCCUUCUACAACUCCUACUACCACUGCUACUUCUGCUACCACUAGUUCUUCUACUCCAAGUAGCCUGAGUACUACUGAGAGCAAUAGUGCUACUCCUCCUACGACAACCACUUCUUUUCCAACAAGUGCUACUGAGGUUUCAACGGGUCUUACUGUUCCUAAUGCCAGUACAUCUUUCCCUACAAAUACUGCUGCUGAUAGCACUAAUGUUACUUUUACUGUCACAACCAUGCUUUACCCAACAAGUACUACUGAAGUUUCAACAGGUCUUACUGUUCCUAAUGCCAGUACAUCUUUCCCUACAAAUACUGCUGCUGAUAGCACUAAUGUUACUUUUACUGUCACAACCAUGCUUUACCCAACAAGUACUACUGAAGUUUCAACAGGUAUUACUGUCCCUACUACCACUAUAUCUUCCCCUGUAAAUACUACUACUGAUAGCACUGAUGGUACUCUUCCUAUCACGGACACGCCAUACACAACAAGUGCUACUCAAGUUUCAACUAGUACUACUUUCCCUAGUGCCACUAUAUCUUCCCCUAUGAAUACUACUACUGAUAGCACUAAUGUUACUUUUACUGUCACAACCACGCCUUACUCAACAAGUGCUACUGAAUUUUCAACUAGCACUUCUGUCCCUAAUACCACUAUAUAUUUCCCUAUAAAUACUACUACUGAUAGCACUAAUGUUACUUUUACUGUCACAACCAUGCCUUACUCAACAAAUGCUACUGAAUUUUCAACUAGUACUACCAUCCCUAAUACCACUAUAUCUUCCCCUGUUAAUACUACUACUCAUAGCACUAUUGUUACUCUUCCAGUCACAACCAUGCCUUACCCAACAAGUACUACUGAAGUUACAGCUAGUACUACUGUCCCUAAUGCCACUGUAUCUUCCCCUGUAAAUACCAGUACUGAUAGCACUGAUAUUACUCUUCCAAUCACAGAUAUGCCAUACACAACAAGUACUACUCACGUUUCAACUGGUACUACUGUCCCCAAUACCACUAUACAUUUCCCUGUUAAUACUACUACUGAUGGCACUGUUGUUACUCUUCCUGUCACAACCAUGCCUUACCCAACAAGUGCUACUGAAUUUUCAACUAGUACUUCUGUCCCUAAUACCACUAUAUCUUCCCCUAUAAAUACUACUACAGAAAGUACUGAUAUUACUCUUCCAAUCACAGACAUGCCAUACAUGACAAGUGCUACUCAAGUUUCAGCUAGUACUACUGCCUCUAAUAAUACCACUAUAUCUCCCCCUACAAAUACUACUAUUGAUAGCACUAAUGUUACUCUUCCUAUCACGGACAUUCCAUAUACAACAAGUGCUACUCAAGUUUCAACUGGUACUUCUAUCCCUAAUACCACUAUAUAUUUCCCUAUUAAUACUACUACUCAUAGCACUGAUAUUACUCUUCCAAUCACGGACAUGCCAUACACAGCAAGUGCUACUCAAGUUUCAGCUAGUACUACUUUCCCUAAUGCCACUGUAUCUUCCCCUAUGAAUGCUACCACUGAUAGUACUAAUGUUCCUCUUCCAGUCACAACCAUGCCUUACCCAACAAGUGCUACUGAAGUUACAACUAGUACUACUGUCCCUAAUGCCACUCUCUCUUCCCCUGUAAAUACUACUACUGAUAGUACUGAUAUUACUCUUCCUGUCACAGCCAUGCCUUACACAACAAGUACUACUGACGUUUCAACUAGUACUACUGUCCCUAAUACCACUAUUUCUUCCCCAAUAGAUACUAGUACUGAUAGCACUAAUGUUCCUCUUCCAGUCACAACCAUGCCUUUCCCAACAAAUAGUACUGAAGUUUCAACUACUGUCUCUAAUACUACUAUAUCUUCCCCUACAAACACUACUGUCAUCUAGCACUAAUGGUAUUCUUCCUGUCACAGUCAUGCCUUUCCCAGCAAGUGCUAUUGAAGUUACUAAUGCUAAUGUUCCUAACUCUACUGUGCCUUUCCCUACAAAUACCAAUACUGCUACUCUUCCUAUCACGGCUACUUCUUUCCCAACAAGUACUACUGAUACUAGUACUGGUACUACUAUUCUUAUUACCACUACUCAUUCUUCAACAAAUACUGUUGCUACUAGCACUAAUACGACUUACCCAUUACCACUGUUUUCCUACAGAUACUGUGCUGCUACUACUAGCAAUAGUUUCCUAUUGACUAGUUUCUCUGAAAGUAUUUAUAAGAACAGUACUUCUGCUACACUAACCUCUCCUCCUAGAGUAACCACUUCUCCAACUGCUAGCCUUGGUAAUGAUGCUCUGAUUACAAAUUAUCCUUCCCCAACAACAUCUGGGAACAAUAGUACUAGUAAUGCUUUUUCUACAGUGACUACUUACCCUUCAUAAACUCAUGUCAUUUGCACUAAUACUCCUUCUCCUGUGACUACUUUUUUUCUGUAUGUAUGGGGGCUGCCAGCAAUGGUAAUAUUGUUCCUUGUGAGUACUCUUUCUUCUCCAAGUACUGAUGCUAUUAGUACUUAUUUAUGAGAUAAUACUAGAUUGUUGCUGUUUCCUCUAAUGACUGAAUUAACUUACAAAGUGCUAACUCUUCUACAGACCAGAAAUCACCCAGACAGAGAUGAGUAUGUAAAGAUAAAACAUAGGAGAGACAAUCUCUACCUUGCGAUCAGAGUUCAUAGUUUUGUUUGCUUUGUCCUUUACUCACCAGCUUUUCCCUUCUUGUUUUACUAUCUAGACUCUCCUUCAGUAUGUUAAGACUUUCAGCAUGUUCUUGGACUUUCAUACCCACAAUCACCAUUUAUUCCUGAUCUAUUAUUUUCUAAAAUCACCCCUGUGAAUAGGCUCAUGGUCAUAACCAAAUAUUGCCAUUUAGGUGCUAUUGAAGGCUUAACCCUAGGACAGUAUUUUGAAAAUGUAGUUUGGGGAACCAGGGGAGACCCUAGAACUCUUUCUGGGUUCUCUUUCUGACCUCUACAAGGUCAAGCCUCUUUUCAUAUACAUACUCUGUUGUUUUUGCCAUUUUCACUCAUCCUCUCAUUGAUAUACAGUGCCACUUUCCAGAGACUGUGCUCUGUGGUGUCACAAUAGAUGAAUAUGGAAACUGAUACAAGAAUCCAUCUGUCUUCUAUUAAACCAGACAUUAAACAAAUUUACAAAUUAUACAACAAUGUAAUUUUUCUAACUGUUUUUGCUUUGGAAAAUAUAGUGGUCUUUCAUUAAAAAUAUAUUAUUUAUGUCAACAUGUAUUUGAUAUAUUGUUAUUUUUAAUGAACGAAGAAAUAAAUAUUUUGCAAAACAUUUUA